This is a messenger RNA of Prunus mume (Japanese apricot), 1189 nucleotides long. RefSeq names its product NC domain-containing protein-like protein. The record is from RefSeq and is a predicted model, not a curated record. NCBI's taxonomy places the organism in Eukaryota, Viridiplantae, Streptophyta, Magnoliopsida, Rosales, Rosaceae.
AUGGUUUAUUCGGUUAUUGUGCUUACCCUACGCCCCAGAGUGGAUGUCUCUAUCGAAGGGAAAGCGUCGGAAUUAAAUUACGGAAAAGUUGUGCAGGGAGACUUACAGGCGAAGGAAGCGAUUGCCUGCCUCCCUUGCCCCCAUUCAUUUUCAGUUUCUUCUCUGAUUCAAUUUCAGUUUUUACAAGUUGAGAGAAUUUCAAGCGAAAGCAGCAGAAGCAGCCGGUGGAGAAGGAAUGGGGGUGCUCUCAAACAAGAUCCAGAGGGAUCAACUCAGACCUGGAGAUCAUAUUUAUUCCUGGAGGCGCGCCUACCUCUAUGCCCAUCACGGGAUAUAUGUCGGUGAGGGAAAGGUUAUCCACUUCACUCGGGGAGCUGGCCAGGAAAUUGGCACAGGAACUGUGUUAGACCGCAUCAUUUUCAGCUCCUCCCCAUCCCAUUCCCCGGACAAUCCCUGCCCAAAAUGCGGUGAUCAAUCAAGUCUUGAUGGUGUCAUGUCUUCUUGCAUAGAUUGUUUUCUAUCUGGCGGUGAUCUCUACCUCUUUGAAUAUGGUGUCAAUGCUGCUUUCUUUAUUGCCAAAGCUAGAGGGGGUACCUGUACGCUUGCCGCGUCUGACCCACGACAAGAUGUCCUUCAUCGUGCUUUUUAUCUUCUCCAGAAUGGUUUUGGUAGUUAUGACAUUUUCAAAAACAACUGUGAAGACUUUGCAAUAUAUUGCAAAACAGGUUUGCUCGUGUACACUAGCAUUAGUGUGGGCAGGAGUGGACAGGCUGCUUCCUUUUUAGCAGCUGCAAGUGCUGUUAUUUCUUCACCACUUCGAUUUUUGACUACUAGUUUUACUGGUCUGGGUGCUGUUGGUUGCGGCAUGUAUUGUGUUAGCCGAUUGGUUUCUGAUAUCGGAAUACGUCGUGAUGUUAUAAAAAUUCCAGUGGAGAGACUUACUGCUCCGCUUGGCCUAGAUGAGGCAGAGUUUGCGACUGAAGUGGUCAAGACAGAUUAAUUUGUGUGCAUAAACCGAAGUUGUAUGGCUUGAAGGGGUUUCUGUUGAUUGUUGUAUCAUGCAUGGAGUGUUUCCAUGAACAUUUUAUGAUUGCUUGUAUUAAGGCGGACGUUGCCUUGAUCAAUGUGCCUGCUCUUCUUUUGAACCUUUUUUUUUUCCAGAAAACAUAUGCUCUUCGUUUUAUAACCA